AUGCCUACAUCAAUUCUGCCUCUGGUGAUUAUCAUGUUCUUCAUAUUGGCCUCUUCACCAAAACUAGUUCUUUCAUCACAUAAUUUCCCCUUAGCCAAGCAUAAAUACUGCAACGAUACUUGCGGCGGCAUAACCAUCCCCUUCCCAUUCGGCACCAGACCGGGAUGCUACAUCUCGAAAGAAUUCUGGGUGACUUGCAACCACGAUCCACCGAAGAUCUUCUGGUGGGAGACGGAGAUCGAAAUCACGAAGAUAUCCCUCGACGGGCAGAUGACGUUGCUGCAGUCAAUAGCGUAUGAUUGCUACAAUAAGAGUGGCGUAAGCUCUACCAACUCUAGCACGUGGAUAGAUCUUACCGAACGCUACUUCACUGUGAGUAAUACUGCGAAUAAGUUCACCAUCGUGGGGUGCGAUUCCUACUCCUUUGUCUCGGGGAAUAGGCUCGGCCGCGACUUCACCACGGGCUGCAUCGCCAUGUGCAGUUCCGUGGAUGAUCUGAGUGCGCCGGCGUGGGGUGCUGCCAGACUCCCAUUCCCAAAAAUGCGUGUCGAGGUUUUCAAAGGAUAA
Salvia splendens (bonfire salvia) is the source of this 567-nucleotide messenger RNA. Its product is annotated as wall-associated receptor kinase 2. Gene Ontology annotation, molecular function: polysaccharide binding. The transcript has 2 exons. Lineage: Eukaryota; Viridiplantae; Streptophyta; Magnoliopsida; Lamiales; Lamiaceae. Bases 1 to 567 code for a protein of 188 amino acids. The record is from RefSeq and is a predicted model, not a curated record.